Centropristis striata (black sea bass) is the source of this 1655-nucleotide messenger RNA. It is a transcript of the gene ccdc170, whose product is annotated as coiled-coil domain containing 170. The transcript has 8 exons. The record is from RefSeq and is a predicted model, not a curated record. Lineage: Eukaryota; Metazoa; Chordata; Actinopteri; Perciformes; Serranidae. The coding region runs from base 16 to 1614 and encodes 532 amino acids.
GCAACACUUCUAAUUAUGGAAGUUAUGGACAACUCUGAUGAGUUGGAUCAGUCUCAUGAGAGGGAGAGGCUGAAGAUGAGAAUUGCUGUUUUGGAGGAGAGUGUGAAGUCCUGUGAGGUGGAGUGUAAAGCCAGCAGAGAGACGGUGCUGAGGUUGGUGUCAGAGCUGGACCGAGAGAGGAGGAAGGCUGCCAGCAGUGCAGCAGCACUUGAUUCACUCAAAGGGGAGUUGGACGGCCUGGUGGAGGGACGGAGGAGUGUUGAGAUGGAGAGGGGAACCCUAAUGGAGAGGAUCGAUGCCAGCAGGAGAGUCAUCGAUGCAGCGAGGAGAGAGUCCAGUUAUUUGGAAAAACAGGUGGAGGAGCUUGAAAGAAAACUCCAGUCAAGCCAAGGAGAGAUGCUGGCAGCUGAGGAGAAACUGCAGAUGUUCCUGAAAAAGGUGGCAGACCUGCUGCAGGGGAAGGCUGACAAUGUCAUCUUUCCCACAGAGAAAGAUGUUUUACACAAACUUGAUAAUCUCUGCAAUAAGUCUUUGUCAGAGAUGGAGGCCCGGCUGUGUCAUUUCUCUGAGGAGCUGAGCGAGCAGACGGAGCUGCAGCACAGUGCACUGCAGAGGGCUCAGCUUGCAGAGAAGCAAGUCCAGGACCUGAGGGAGAGACUGCAAGGUCUGGAGACUGAGCUGUUAGCAGCAGACAUGCAUCGAGACGGGCUAAGACUCAGCGAACAGCAUUAUGAAGAGUUCCUGGAUAAGCUGUCAGAGACGAUGAAGGUCGACCGCAUGGCUGUGGAUCUUGGCUUCGACAUGAGGCAAAAACUCAUCCUGUCACGUGCAGAGCAGCUUGUCAAACAAGAGACAACUGCUUUGCUGGAGAGCAAAAGUCUGACAUACAGUCUGCAGAGAAAAUUUAAGUCGCAGAAAGACCAACUAGAGAGCAAAGGACUCCACAUCCAGCUCCUGAGGAAGAAGGUGUCAGAGCUGGAGGAGGAGAAGAGAAGCCGAUCCGCGUUGGCUGUGCAACGAGAUGAUGCUCAUCUGGAGGCCAGGAAGCUGCAGAAAAAACUGGAGCGUCUCCAAGGCGAGCUGAGGGCUACCAAGGUGUCCAACACUGAGCUCAAGGCCCAGCUGUCCCACACCAAUGAGCUUAAGUUGAAAGUCCUGGAUCAGAGUCAGACCCUGCAGGAGCAGAAAAAGAGGAUGGAUCAGCUGGUGGACGGGAAGGCCAAGGUGGAGAAGAAGCUGAACACAGUGAGCUCAGGCGUGCAGAGCCAAGAGAAGAAGAGCAGAGAGGCCCAGCAGCAAAUCAGCACCCUCAGACAGAGCCUGACGCAGCUGUCUGAGAGGGAGAGAGAGUUGGUGGAUUUCCGGAUGGUAGUUUCCCGGAUGUUGGGUCUGGAUGCUGCAGCUCUAGCUGUUCCAAAUUAUGAAAUCAUCAAAUCACUGGAGAACCUUCUUCAAACUCACCAUCACCAUCAGCACCUUCUUCAUCAUGUUAACACGCCGUGGCUCUGUCCGACUCACCAGAGGCUUCACCUGCCCAAAAUUCAGGACCUUCCUGUCAACUCCUCAUUUGAUCUUCCCACCUGCAGGUCUGCAGUUCCCCUUCAUCAACCCUAGAUUUAUACAUCAUACUUAAAGCCAAACUGCACUUGAAAUGC